Annulohypoxylon maeteangense is the source of this 594-nucleotide messenger RNA. RefSeq lists its product as uncharacterized. NCBI's taxonomy places the organism in Eukaryota, Fungi, Ascomycota, Sordariomycetes, Xylariales, Hypoxylaceae. The transcript is spliced from 3 exons. The coding region runs from base 1 to 594 and encodes 197 amino acids. The record is from RefSeq and is a predicted model, not a curated record.
AUGGAAGUACUCGGUGCUGUUGCAGCUGCGGGCCAACUUUUUGGCACAGCUAUUGGUCUCAUGGAUUCGAUAGUCCAGCUCCGUGACUUCCUUCAGCAUGCCCCGGAACGCUAUAAAGGCUGGCACACUGAGUUGACAGUGCUUGGUGAUACAAUAAUUUGCAUCAUCGACAACCCCGCAUUGCACACGUUCCAAGUUGCGCGCAUCGUUCACUCCAUAGACCUCAAAAUCAAAACCCUGAAGGACCUUUGCGCUCAAUAUAUACAGAAAUCUAAAUUGAGCUUUAUAUCAAGGUUGAAUAACGCCUUCUCAGCUCGCAUUGUCGAGCCCCGUAUUCUUCAGAUCCUUGAGUCCUUAGAGCAUGAUAAAACAACUCUACUCCUUACAUUAAGCAUAUUAAAAGAAAUAUCAUCGGAUGAAAUUUCUCGUCAGGCAAGCCCAGAGCCAGAAGAGGCAAACCAAGGCUCCCAAAACAUACAUCUCAAUGGCUUAAUACCAUGUGAAGCUGCAUACAAUCACCGCACUAGACUUCGCCUAGCAUCUUCUACGAGCACCAAUAAUCCGACUUCUUCACAUAGAACUACCAUUCCCUAG